CACAUCUCACACCGCGGUCAAAUAACCUUCCUCAACUUGAUGAUAUCACCACUUUAUCUCGCAGACUCCGAAUUUGACACAUUAAUCUGCAAGCUAUCAUUAUAGCCUGAGACAUCAUCAACUUCACAACAAAAUGGGAUUCCAAAAUGUUUUUCAAAAGUACCGCAACGAACUCAUUGCCACAGUAGCAGCAACCCAAUCGAUCUUCAUGGUGAUCAUGUGCAGUUCGUGGUCCUCGCCAGCCCUACCGAAGCUCUUGGCAGCCGAUUCGCCCAUUCCUAUCACAGCCGACGAGGGAUCAUGGAUCGUGGCCUUCCAACCGGUGGGGGCCAUCUUCGGACCUAUCUUCUCCAGUGUGGCCAUGGAUCGCAUCGGCCGGAAGUGGACAUUGCUGAGCACGGCCAUUCCAGUGCUGAUCGGUUGGAUUCUAACUGGGAUGGGAAACUCAGUGGGAUAUCUGUACGUGGCGAGGUUUUUGUUCGGAUUCAGUUAUGGCGCUGCUUAUCCGGUAGUUCCCAUAUAUCUGGGUGAGAUGGCGUCAGACGCGGUUCGAGGAGCCUACGGAACGAUGAUAACGCUGAUGGCGAAGAAGGCGAUCUUGGUUAUGUACACCAUAGGACCAUAUUUGGAGUUUAGAGAGUUGGCGUGGGUGUCCAUGACCAGUGCUGCAGUAUUUGUGUUCAGUUUCAUGUGGAUGCCUGAAACACCAUAUUUCUUGAUUGGGAAGAACAAAAACGAACUUGCGGAGAAAAGUCUAGCCUGGUUCCGUCAAUCCUCGGACGUAUCCGCUGAGCUUGAGGUUAUGAGGAGCUCCGUAGAAAAAUCAAAUCAAGAAGACACAUCGUUUAAAGAACUUUUCAGUCCAGCAUACUACAACAACAUGCGCAUUGUUUUUGUGCUGAUAUUCAACAUGCAAUUCACCGGAAUAUUAGCAGUGCAUGGAUAUGCUCAGAUCAUUUUUGAAAAGAUAUCUACCAGCCUUACGCCAGAAGAAAUGUCGAUUGUACUUGGAGUUGUCCAAAUGAUUGCCGUGGUGUUUCCAGUUUUCCUUGUGGACCGAAUGGGUAGACGUCCACUCUUGCUAAUUUCUGCUACCGGAACUACCACGGGCUUACUGAUUUGUACCAUAUAUUUUGCUGCUGCUGGAGACAACUACCAGGGAAGCCUAGGAUGGAUUGCUUUCGUAUCGCUUCUAUUCUACAUUAUAUCCUACGGGGUGGGCUUGGCUACUGUUCCAUUUGCUAUUCUUACUGAAAUUUUCCCGAAGAAUAUUCGAUCAUACGCGGCUUCUGCUGUUACAGUAGUUAGUGCAAUCGUUAUUUUCGUAAUUGUAAAAUUAUUCCAAAUAUCUCUGGAAACAGUUGGUGCAUACCUUCCUUUUGGUGUAUUUGCCGUGUGUGGAGCAAUUGGUUUAGCUCUGAUCUAUAUAUACAUACCAGAAACUAAGGGCAGGUCUUUAGAAGAGGUGCAGAGGAUAGUUACUGGAUUGUCUACGAAGUUGUAAUGCGAAAUGUUUUAUAAUAAAACUAUUGAAAGCAAAAAUUAUGACUAAGAUUUUGAAGAAUUUUAUUGUACCAAAGUCGCGCUAAAGACUAGGGCAAGCAAGAGGCCUGCCUUGAGGGUCUCUGUCAGAGUGCCAAUGCCAAUCCGUAGGGUGAUGCCUACAG
This is a messenger RNA of Aedes albopictus (Asian tiger mosquito), 1667 nucleotides long. Its product is annotated as facilitated trehalose transporter Tret1-like. Gene Ontology annotation, cellular component: membrane. Lineage: Eukaryota; Metazoa; Arthropoda; Insecta; Diptera; Culicidae. The coding region runs from base 134 to 1504 and encodes 456 amino acids. The record is from RefSeq and is a predicted model, not a curated record. Gene Ontology annotation, biological process: transmembrane transport. The transcript has 2 exons. Gene Ontology annotation, molecular function: transmembrane transporter activity.